Messenger RNA from Vigna angularis (adzuki bean), 4220 nucleotides. RefSeq names its product DNA replication ATP-dependent helicase/nuclease JHS1. The record is from RefSeq and is a predicted model, not a curated record. Gene Ontology annotation, biological process: replication fork reversal. Gene Ontology annotation, molecular function: 5'-flap endonuclease activity; single-stranded DNA helicase activity. NCBI's taxonomy places the organism in Eukaryota, Viridiplantae, Streptophyta, Magnoliopsida, Fabales, Fabaceae. The coding region runs from base 107 to 4057 and encodes 1316 amino acids. Gene Ontology annotation, cellular component: cytoplasm. The transcript is spliced from 34 exons.
AAAAACGCAAAGCAAAACAUACUAAAAAAAACGUGUCUUUUCUCGGGCUGAAGAAGAAGCCGAAGCCCUACCUUCGCAUCCAUUCAUUGAUCACAGUAAUCGGAAAAUGCCUCCCAAGAAGAAGAAACUCAAUACCGAGCAACCUUCCAAGUUCGGCAUCCAGCACUUCUUCGAUCUCGCCUCUCAGAAAUACCACCACCUUCAACCCCACACCACCACCACCGCCGCCACCGCCACCUCUACCAGCACUGCCGCCACCGCCACAUCUAUCAGCACUGCCGCCGCCGCCACCUCCACCAGCACCGCUGUCGCCACCUCCACCAGCACCGCUGUCGCCACCUCCACCAGCACCGCUGUCGCCACCUCCACCACCACCUCCACCAUCAAUUCGCCACAGCAACCCGACGAAGUGUCUUCGCAGACGCGUUUCAACUUCUCCCCUGGAAUGUUAGUGAAGCAGAGCCAGGACGACGCCGUCAACGAGGUCACCUGGAAAAUAUCUCCCGUGAAUGAGAGGCUUCUGGCUGUUUCCAAACACACGCCUGAAGUGAUCAAAGCGUUGGCUGCCUCUUCCAAACUAAACUUGUCGGCAAUUCGCAAUGACAGUGGCAAGGAGACUUGUCUGGAUAAGGUUGCUUCGCCAACUCCCAAGGUGCCGUUGAGCUUCAAAAGGAUAAACUUGGCCCUUGAUGUGAUCGGACAGAGUCCCUUCAGAACUCCACCGUCUCUGUCUUAUCGGCCUGACAAGGUGCAGCGGAGCAAGGAUAUUGAACACAAGAGACCGAGCGACCGGCCUGUGCUAAGACAGAACAAAAAGGCAUUGCUUGAACUCCUAGAUCAAGUUGAAGAUGCCAUUGCUAUUGAUGAUGCUCCAGUUUGCAAUAGCAACACUUAUUCCUUUAAAGUACCUCAAAAUCAAGCUUACGAGCUCCCUGUCAAAGUCAGACCUGCAGUAGAAAUGACCAAAUCACAUUUACCUAAAGAGGGUGUUGAUGUCUUCUCCAAUUCUAAUUAUUUGGUUUUAGAGGUAUCUGAACUUAGGUCUGCUGAUUCAUCUGCUGCUCAAUGCUCAUCAUACAAGGUGCUACGUUUGCUAAAUGAACAAACUGGGGAAGAGCGGGCUGUAAACCUAUGGAAUGAGUGGUCUUGUUGUGUAAUUUCACCUGGAGAUACUGUGCAUGUAAUCGGACAAUUUGAUGAAGGGGGGAAUUGUGAUAUUGAUCGUGAUAAAAACUUUUUGAUUGUACACCCAGAUAUUCUAAUGUCUGGAACGCGGGUUGCUUCCAGUUUUAGCUGCCCAAGGAGAACUGUCUUAGACGAGAGGCUGAAAAACAAUGAUUACUCAACUGCAGCAUUAGCUGGAACAAUGCUGCACCAAAUUUUCCAGGCUGGGCUAACAAAUGACCAUCCUACAGUAAAUUUCAUGGAAGAUUAUGCAGAAGUGGUAUUACAGAAAAACAUUGAAAGUUUGUAUGCAUGUGGAGUAAAUGAGAAUGACAUUCGCAAAACUAUGAGAGAUGCUAUUCCUAGAUUACUAAGUUGGAUCAUACGGUUUAAAAAUAUGGAGGAAAGAAAAGACCCGAAUGUCAAAUUUGGAUUUGAUAAUGGACCAAAGAAUGUUGGCAUAUCUGAGGUAAUUGAUAUUGAAGAGAUGGUGUGGGCUCCAAAAUAUGGAUUAAAAGGGAUGAUUGAUGCUUCAGUCAGAGUGAAAAUUCAAUCACAAAGGGAUGAACAAGAGGAAAAGAUCAUGCCAGUAGAGUUCAAGACUGGAAAAACACCAAAUAGCCAGUCAUCAGUUGAGCACAGUGCCCAAGUAAUUUUGUACACUCUCUUGAUGUCUGAAAGGUAUCAGACAACUGUUGAUUCUGGUCUUCUAUAUUAUCUCCAAUCUGAUCAAACACAGGGCAUCGUGGUUCAAAGAUCCGACUUAACUGGGCUAAUAAUGCAACGAAAUGAACUAGCUAGUUAUAUUCUUAAGGCGUUGACUCUGCAGCAACUGCCUCCAAUGUUACAGAUUCCUAGCAUUUGCAGAGGUUGUCGCCAUCUUAAUGUUUGUAGCAUUUAUCACAAGGCAAAUGGUGGAAGCACAGAGAGCAGUGGGUUGGGAGAAGAUUUUGAUUCUCUAACUAAUUACAUGACUUCUUCGCAUUCUAAGUUUCUCCGCCAAUGGGAUCGAUUGAUUGACUUAGAAGCUAAAGAGACUGAGAUUUUAAGGAAAGAGGUCUGGCAAUCACAUAGUUCAAAGAGUUCAAACAGUAGUGGUCUUUCUUCUAUUGUUCUUGACUCACUAGGAAUACCUCUUGAGAAAUCCCUUAAAGAUAAUCAAUUCACUUAUCGUUUCAUACAACAAGAUUCUUCUUCUAACCUCUAUGAAGUUUCCGAUGUGUCUUCUAGUGUCUCAUUGAAAAAUGAUUUAGAUUCCACACUUCGAAGUGGAGAUCAUGUGAUACUGCGUAAUCAAUCUAGCCAUCAAAUUAUUGCUAAAGGGGUGAUAUCCGAUAUUAGUCGAAAUCAUGUAUCUGUUUCCUUUUCAAAGCGAUUACGAAUCCCCAGGAGUUCUUCCAGUGUAAAUGAUCUCAUUCAGCAGGUUUGGAGAAUUGACAAGGAUGAAGCUGUGACUUCCUUUGCAACUAUGCGGUUUAAUCUUGUACAACUCUUUCUACAAAAUGAUCGAAGUGCUCAUUUGCGGCGGAUGAUUGUUGACCUUGAGACUCCUAGAUUUGACAGUGGAUCUAUACUUAGCCAGGAUCCUGCGAUAUCCUAUGUUUGCUCAGAGAAGAGUUUGAAUUAUGACCAACGUAGAGCAAUUCUCAAGAUACUUACAGCAAAAGAUUAUGCACUUAUAUUAGGGAUGCCUGGAACAGGGAAAACGUCCACAUUGGUCCAUGCCGUGAAAGCCUUGUUGAUUAGAGGAACAUCCAUUUUGCUUACUGCCUAUACAAAUUCUGCUGUUGAUAAUUUACUCAUCAAAUUAAAAGCACAGGGGAUUGAUUUUGUACGAAUUGGAAGACACGAAGUAGUGAAUGAGGUGGUCAGAGAACACUGCCUCUCAGCAAUGAGUGUACAAGGUGUUGAAGAUAUCAAAAGAAGGUUGGAACAAGUCAAAGUUGUCGCAGUUACUUGUCUUGGCAUUUCUAGUCCCUUGCUUGCCAACACAAGGUUUGAUGUAUGCAUUAUGGAUGAAGCUGGACAGACAACCUUACCAGUGUCCUUGGGUCCUCUGACGUUUGCUUCGAUGUUUGUACUUGUUGGGGAUCAUUAUCAACUGCCACCACUUGUCAAUAGUACAGAAGCCCGAGAGAAUGGCAUGGGGAUAAGUUUGUUCUGUAGGCUCUCAGAAGCCCAUCCACAGGCUAUUUUAGCCUUACAGAGUCAGUAUCGUAUGUGUCAAGACAUCAUGGACCUUUCAAAUGCCUUGAUAUAUGGUGACAGAUUGAGGUGUGGUUCAGUGGAGGUAGCUAAUGCAAAACUGGAGUUUUCAGACUUAAGCUGUGACUUGCCUUGGCUAGAACAUGUUUUGAAUCCUCGAAGACCUGUGAUAUUUAUUGAUACUGACAAGUUGCCGGCUUUAGAGGCAAGAGAUCAGAAGGUUGUGAAUAACCCUAUUGAAGCUCAAAUAAUUGCUGAGAUUGCAAAGGAAUUAGUUAAAAAUGGAAUCGGAAAAGAACACAUUGGCAUUAUUACUCCAUAUAAUUCACAGGCAAACGUCAUCCGCCAUUGCACGACUUCCUUGGCGAUACUGACUUCCUUGGAGAUACAUACGAUUGACAAAUACCAGGGUAGAGAUAAGGACUGUAUAUUAUUAUCUUUUGUAAGGUCUACUGAAAACCCAACAAGCUGUGCUGCUUCUCUGCUUGGAGACUGGCACAGGAUAAAUGUGGCUCUUACUCGUGCUAAGAAAAAGUUGAUCAUGGUAGGGUCUCGGAGAACCCUAUCAAAGGUUCCUUUACUUAAACUUCUUAUAAGCAAAGUUGAGGAGCAAACAGGAAUUUUAAGUUUGUCUAAGAAGGAUAUAUAUCGAAAAGGUGAGCUCAAGAGAUGUUCCCAACUCAGAUGAUCAAUGCAAAUUCUUUUAUUCAUAUUUUCUUAGGUUAUUGCAUUAUCAUACAAAUCACAUCCAUUAUGUGAUUUAGAAAUGUAAAUGUAUAUAGUGUACAAAACCAUUUUCCAAUUUUCAAUUUUUGCUUUUCCAAAAUUAAUAUUAUUGGUUACUAAUCGAA